AGUGAUUGGAAUGAAGUGCGAAAAAAAUGAUGCUGAGCACAGCUAACAAGUCUUCGAUUAACAUUGACGCAACAAUAUUGAGAAGCUUUUUUCCCGAUCGGCUAGAUGUGGGAAAGUCGUACUGGAAAUAUUUGAAAGAGUCUGGCGAUGAUCCAAAAUCGACCACUUUGAUAGUGUUGCUAGAGAUGUAUUUGUAUUACAGAGCGAGCAAAACUGGAACUGCAAUAACAGGUAAUGAUCAACUGGACAUCAUUGACAUAUGCGAAAGUUUACGCCAGAAAUCUCCUGCUUUUGAUUCUACAUCAGCCGAAGGAAUUAUUUACGGUCUCGUACUAACUGCUGAUUGGCGUAGAUCGCUAGAGAUUUUGGAUUCGAUUCAAAUUUCAUCAAAACCGUCAUCGGACAGUGCUGUUAUUCAACGUGCCUUACAAGAGCAGGAUGAACAUCUUGUGUGGAAAUUGAUUGAAAAUAUCGAUAAAAUGUUAACAUUCCACAAAUUUAUUUACAACUGCUCGACUGCUACUGUCAGUAAGCAAGGAACGUGUCAGUCGUGUCGGAAGCGCCUUCGUGAUAUUGAUAUAACAGACGAUGAAUUCAAAAAUUUGAGCAACCACUUCUUCGACAAGAUAUUCAUUGAGGAAAACAUUUUCAAUAAAUCGACACCCGGAGAACUUAAGUCGUUCAUCGCAUUUUUUGAUGAAACAGGACCGUACCACUGUGUCAUUGAUGGGCUGAAUGUUGGUUAUUGUAAUCAGACAUUUAAUCCGAUAGCACAAUCGAAAUUGGUUUGGUAGGCAGUAAAGACUUAG
This is a messenger RNA of Bradysia coprophila, 809 nucleotides long. RefSeq names its product mitochondrial ribonuclease P catalytic subunit-like. Gene Ontology annotation, biological process: mitochondrial tRNA 5'-end processing; tRNA 5'-leader removal. The record is from RefSeq and is a predicted model, not a curated record. Lineage: Eukaryota; Metazoa; Arthropoda; Insecta; Diptera; Sciaridae. Gene Ontology annotation, molecular function: protein binding; ribonuclease P activity. Gene Ontology annotation, cellular component: mitochondrial ribonuclease P complex.